AUGGACCUUGCUAAGUUGGAAAGGAGACGCCAUUUGACUGGAUUAAAGAUAGAAGACGAUCCAACAAACAAGAAGCUUCUGCACGGCUUCACUUCACGCAGGCGAAGCUGCAGGACGACUCACGGCCGAGCUCAAGACAAACCGAUUAUUGUUUGGGUGGCGGAGAUCCGCGACCCGCACAAGGCCGCCCGCGUGUGGCUCGGCACCUUCGCUACGGCGGAGGACGCGGCGCGCGCAUACGACAGGGUCGCGCUCCUCUUCCGCGGCAGCAGGGCCAAGCUCAACUUCCCCGAGGGCGUCCGCCUUCUUCCUCCUCCGCUUCCGCUGCUGAUCCCCCGAUGCCGGGUGUGGCCGCAGUGA
This is a messenger RNA of Zingiber officinale, 360 nucleotides long. Its product is annotated as ethylene-responsive transcription factor ERF110-like. Gene Ontology annotation, biological process: regulation of DNA-templated transcription; ethylene-activated signaling pathway. The coding region runs from base 1 to 360 and encodes 119 amino acids. The record is from RefSeq and is a predicted model, not a curated record. Lineage: Eukaryota; Viridiplantae; Streptophyta; Magnoliopsida; Zingiberales; Zingiberaceae. The transcript is spliced from 2 exons. Gene Ontology annotation, molecular function: DNA-binding transcription factor activity; DNA binding.